UUUUAAGUAUAGGGUAACCAGACGGUAGUUGUUAAUUACCUUGGUGAAGUCGAUUUGUCGCAGACGUUGUACCAAAAAAAGACCUUCAAAUUAUUCCUUUGAAAAAGAUGCGAUGUCAUUUUAAGAUGUAAAAGUGUAUAAAUACCCCUGGACAUGGUGUGGCGUUGUGAAGUAAAUUGUGACUUUGUAAUGUAGCUGGGGAAAGUUUGUAUUCAAGAGAAGACCACUUGCAUCGUCAGUAUUCAUAAUUCAACAACAAGAAGCAGUCAGUCACUGAGUCAGCAUAGCUGCAUCAAGCUGCUCCCUCAAGCCAUCCACUGCAAGGACCGACCCAAACUUCAACUACACAACGUUCAUGACAUGUAGCCUUCAUUUCAUCUUCCCAAACCAACUGGCUGAUCAGACCGAUACACCAAGACUUGUUGGAGAUGCCGGUGAUUGAAUUUCAGCGACUGCCUCCGGAGAGCGACGAAGGAGAGGCCAGCAACCAAGGUAACUUUCUCACCGUGGCCAUGUACUCUACCGUCCCUGAGAACCCGAACUACAAUGCUCGCUUGGCCAAGUAUCUGGGCAUACUGCAGCUGUCCAUAGCUCUCUGCAGUGUCAUUGACGGCAUUGUGACCGUCUCCAUCAGUUACUGCAGUGUCUCUAACUCGGCUACGCCAAUAUGGAGCGGUUUUCCGUGUUUCUUCUUGGCGGGCUUGAUGGCGUUGUGGUCGGGAGACAAGAAAACAAGAACGAUCCGUGUGUACAUGGUGUGUUCGUUCAUCGCAAUGCUUGCUGCCCUGACCAUGAUUGGGUUUAUGUUAGUCAGUGCCGUCCAUGACUACCACAGGGGGUUUCCCUUCAUGUAUGUCAGAGACGAGGUUGCAUCCAAACUGAGAGCCUGUUUCGGCUUUGACAUCUUCGCUAUUAUCCUGGGUUUCGUCGAGGUCUUUGCUGCUCUUACGGGGAUCCUGAUUGGUUCUGAUCGCAACCGGCAGCUGUCGGCAGCCAAUCCGCUGAGUUGUCACGUGAUGGGGGACGUCCUGUGAAUGGGGAGCUGUUCCAUUUACAGUCAGCUAGGUGGACUUACCAACUGUCUAUUUCAACGAAGUUCAUUCAUGUAUGAGGUAUUAUUGCCCUUGAGAAGGGAGACGAGUUGUAGUCAAGACAGGCAUAAGCCAAAUUAAAAGUCAAUCAGGAGGCAAUCACAAGUCAGUCACAAGUCAAAUCUUGAGUAGAUCACAAGUCAAAUCACAAGGCAAAUCACAAGGCAAUCACAAUCACAAGCUGAUCCUAAGCCGGACACAAGUCAAAUACUGAGGACAUCGCAAGUAGGUCACAAGCCACAUCACAAGCCAAUCACAGAAUAAUCUCAAGGCGGUCACAAGUCAAAUCCUGGGUAGAUCACAAGUAGAUCACAGGUCAAAUCACAAGGCAAUCACAAACCACAAUCUAAUCGCAAGCUAGACGCAAGUCAAAUAUUGAGUACAUCACAGGUGUGUCACAAGCCACAUCACAAGCUAAUCACAGAACAAUCUCAAGGCGGUCACAAGUUAACUCCAGGGUAGAUCACAGGUCAAUUCACAAGGCAAUUACAAUCACAAGCUAAUCCAACGUUUUACACAAGUCAAAUACUGAGUACAUCACAAGUCACAUCACAAUCAAAUCACCAGUCAAUCGCAAGCCAAUCUCAAGGCGGCCACAAGUCAACUCCAGGGUAGAUCACAGGUCAAAUCACAAGGCAAUCACAAUCACAAGCUGAUCCCAAGCUGGACACAAGUCAAAUACUGAGGACAUCGCAGGGAGGUCACAGGCCACAUCACAAGUCAAAUCAGAAGGCAAUCACAAGUCAAUUACAAGCCAAUCACAAGUCACUCACAAGUCAAAUCACAAGCCAAUCACAAGGCGGUCACAAGUCAAAUCCUGGGUAGAUCACAAGUAUAUCACAAGUCAAAUCACAAGUUACAUAAACCAACUAUCUCAUAUGAAAUCGCGGGUCAAUCACAAGCCAAAUCACAUGUAACGUUGCAGGUGCCUGAAGCGCGUCUCUUGAUCUAAUCAAUAUCGGACAAAUUUUGAUUAUUUGGCUAAAACUACGAGAGGAAGAUAUAUUAGCCAGGAUAAGAGUGACGCAAAACUUGAAAUAUUCUUGUUCGUUUCUGAACACUGAUGACAAAAAAAACAGAGCUCAGUACUUUUUUUCUUAAAUCAGUAAAUAAAUAAAUGUCCUCUGUGCAACCAAUUAAGUUUAAUGAAAACAAAAAUUGAAUGAAAUAUUUUUGUCCUUGUGGUGUCAUUUAUUUGUGCAGCUGUAAAAUAUGCAUAGUUUAAGCUGAGUACGAGGUGGAUGUACAUGGUCAGACAGUAGAUAUGUGUUACUUAAAUACCUAAAAUAUGUGUGCAAUAUCUGAUUGAUAAUUUUCGUAGCUUUAAUUCAAUUUGCCGUGCAUGUGAUGAAUACUGAAUU
Molecule: messenger RNA, 2452 nt
Organism: Patiria miniata (bat star)
Lineage: Eukaryota; Metazoa; Echinodermata; Asteroidea; Valvatida; Asterinidae
Exons: 6
Coding region: 429-1034 (201 amino acids)
Source: RefSeq, a predicted model, not a curated record